Molecule: messenger RNA, 1878 nt
Organism: Octodon degus (degu)
Lineage: Eukaryota; Metazoa; Chordata; Mammalia; Rodentia; Octodontidae
Gene: Antxrl
Product: anthrax toxin receptor like
Exons: 18
Coding region: 1-1878 (625 amino acids)
Cellular component (GO): membrane
Molecular function (GO): signaling receptor activity
Source: RefSeq, a predicted model, not a curated record
AUGGGGCCUGGUGUGCCCUUCUCUGUGCUCUGCCUCCUGCUCCUGCUGCUUCUACCCCUGCCUCUCCUCAGUGCAGAGAGCCUCCCAGACCCCAGCCCACAACCCCACGAGGGCCUUGGAAGCUCCUCCCAUCUCCGUGACCAAGAGGCCCAGCAACACUGGCGCCACAGUCAGAGAGAGAGAGAUUGCUGGGGUGCCUUCGACCUCUACUUCAUUCUGGACAAGUCUGGCAGUGUGGAAAACAACUGGAUUAACGUUUAUUCAUUUGUGGCAGACUUGGUGGAAAGAUUUAAAAACCCCAACCUGCGCAUGUCCUUCAUCGUCUUUUCCCGAGACGCUGAAGUCAUCAUGCCGCUCACCGCAGACAGAGUCGAAAUCCACAAUGGUCUUAACAAACUCCAGUGGGUGGCCCCUGGAGGCUACACACUCAUGCAAGAAGGGUUCAAACAGGCAAAUGAGCAGAUCAAGAUAUCCCGCUCUGGAGGCAGGAAAAUUGCCAGCGUGAUCAUCGCACUGACUGAUGGGAUGCUGAUGAAAGAACCAUUUAAGAAGACAAAGGAGGAGGCUGACAAGUCCCGGAGCAUGGGGGCCAUCGUUUAUACUGUGGGUGUGCUGGACUAUGACAAAGACCAGAUGAUGGAGAUUGCGGACACGCCAGGACACAUGUUUGGGGUGAACGGUGGCUUCAGGGGUCUGCAGGACAUCGUGAACUCACUGGUCUCGAAGUCCUGUCUCGAGGUGACAUCGGUGGAACCAUCCUCCCCAUGCGUGGGAGAGCCCUACAUGGUGGUCUUCACUGGACAAGGUUUUCAUAAUGCAAAAGGCCCAGACCACGUUAUUUGCAGAUUCAAGUUCAGUGCCACCAGCAUCUUCGAUGAAAAAGCCAACAGUGUGGAAGACUCUUCUAUAAUGUGUCCUGGACCAAAGAUAGAUGAGACUGGACAGGAGCUCUCUGUUGAACUCAGCCUGAACAGUGGUGCCAGCUUCAUCGGGAAUAAAUUCAAUCUCACCAGCACUGACUGUGUGAAGACCACCACCAGGAAAAUCCCAGAAAAGAUCAAACCCUACCUGAAAUUCCUGCCGGCUCUGCUUCUGAUCCCAGUGCUGCUGCUGUUCUAUUGUUGCUGGAGGCUGCGGAGGAGGAAGCACCCCAAGAAGCCACCACCUCUGCCUGAGCCUGAAACACCAGAGAAAGAGCCACCAUCCACACUCCAGCAAGAAAAGGAAGAAGAAAAAAGGCCUCCCCCUCCCCCUGCGCCUCAGCAACCUCCCCCUCCGCCUCCCCCUGUGAACACCAGUCCCACGGUGAUCGUCUCCUGCUGCGGGUGCGGGUCCAGAAAUGGGGAGGGCAGUGUGGAUCCCUGCUGCAACUAUGCCUACCCAACCUGUCACCCAGAGCCUAUGACAUGGUGUCAGCCACGAGUCCCGGGGCGGUACACCAACAUUACCCUGUUGAAUCCCCACUGUGGGCAGGCCUCUUAUGGCCAGGCCUCUUGUGGCCAGAAGAUCUGCGUCCAACCCAGCAGGAAGUGCCACCACCUUACACAGCAACACUGUGCCUCUAGGAACUGUGCUCAACCUGGCAGAGAGUGCUACCCCAUCCCCCGGGCAGCAUGCAUCCCAAGGACCUAUCUUCAAACAAGCAGGGAGUGUUUCCCCAUCCCAGAAGUACCUUGCAGCCCCAGGAUUCACCUACCGCCCAGCCAGGAGAACCUCCCGCUCAAUAUCUAUGCGCAGUGCAACCUUCCGGCCAAUUGCUCCAAGUGUCCUUCCAGGAUCCUGCCACUGCUCUCUCCCUUUGCCCGGAAAUCCGCAGAAUCUAUUGGUCACUCCCAUUCCCAACGCCCAGUCUCUAAAGGUACUAAAAUCUAUGACUAA